UACUGUGCAGGACGACGGUGAGGGGAGUGACGGGACCCCCUCUGAUGACCUGGAGUCUGCCGUUCCCACUGACAGCAACAAAGGAGCUGUAAAGUUUGGCUGGAUAAGGGGCGUCCUGGUGAGUUAUGUCGGGUCCCCUCAGCUUUAUAGAAGCAGGGUCACUCUACAUAAAGUGAGCUGGCAAGACAAGGCUCCAUGUGUGUUAAUAACACUGCGGGGCCAAGUGGGGUUUUCUAGACCAAGAGUCUGGGAGAAGAGCUGCUGGUUGAUCAUAUUUGCUGCUGUCAUGACGAUAAGAUAAAAAAAAAAAAAAACAUGUUACCGUGUUUCUAUCCCUCAGUUGACAUGUUAAUAAAUCAUGACCCUUUCACAUUUACAUUGUUCUUCUCUUUCACAGGUGAGAUGCAUGCUGAACAUCUGGGGUGUCAUGUUGUUCAUCCGUCUGUCCUGGGUCUUUGGUCAGGCAGGCUGGGGGCUGGGAAUUGUGGUCAUUGCUCUCAGCUGUGUGGUCACCACCAUCACGGGUCUCUCUAUGUCUGCCAUUUGUACUAAUGGAGUAGUCAGAGGAGGAGGAGCUUACUACUUGAUAUCUCGCAGUUUGGGGCCAGAGUUCGGUGGGUCGAUCGGUCUCAUUUUUGCCUUUGCCAAUGCAGUGGCUGUAGCCAUGUACGUGGUGGGGUUCGCUGAGACCGUGGUGGACUUGCUCAAGGAGAACGCCCUCCUCAUGGUGGAUGAAAUAAACGACAUCAGAAUCGUCGGGUGUAUUACAGUGGUGUUGCUGUUGGCCAUAUCAGUUGCUGGGAUGGAAUGGGAGGCCAAGGCACAGAUUGUUCUUCUCAUCAUCUUGCUGGUGGCCAUAGUGAAUGUAUUUGUUGGAACAUUCAUCCCUGCGACCGCUGAUAAGAAAUCCAAAGGCUUCUUCAAUUAUAAUGCAAAAAUCUUCUUGGAGAAUUUCACUCCAUCCUUUAGAGACAACGAGUCGUUCUUUUCGGUGUUUUCCAUCUUCUUCCCUGCUGCAACGGGGAUCCUGGCUGGAGCCAACAUCUCUGGAGACUUGCGGGAUCCCCAAAAAGCCAUUCCCAAAGGUACCUUGCUGGCCAUCUUGAUCACUGGUAUCACCUACUUGGGUGUGGCCCUGUGUGUCUCUGCCACUGUUAUCCGCGACGCCACGGGAAACAUAACAGACGCCAUUCCUAUUGGGUCGUUUUGUAAUGGUUCGUCAUCACUUGCUUGUGAGCUCGGCUAUAAUUUCUCUUCGUGCGAAGUAGAAAAAUGCAAAUUUGGCUCGAUGAACAACUUCCAGGUGAUGACCAUGGUGUCUGGGUUUGGUCCCCUCAUCAUCGCUGGAACAUUCUCAGCUACCCUUUCUUCAGCCCUGGCUUCACUUGUCAGUGCUCCCAAAGUCUUCCAGGCUCUGUGCAAAGACAACAUCUACAAGGCACUGUAUUUCUUUGCCAAGGGAUACGGCAAGAAUAACGAGCCAAUCCGUGGCUAUAUCCUCACCUUCAUCAUUUCUGUGGCCUUCAUUCUCAUUGGUAACCUCAACACCAUUGCUCCUAUCAUUUCCAACUUCUUCCUGGCAUCUUAUGCGCUCAUCAACUUCUCCUGCUUCCACGCGUCCUACGCCAAGUCUCCAGGUUGGAGACCAGCAUACAAGUACUACAACAUGUGGCUGUCCCUGUUUGGCGCAUUACUCUGCUGUAUUGUUAUGUUUGUUAUCAACUGGUGGGCUGCUCUCCUCACCUACGCCAUUGAAAUCCUCCUCUACAUUUACGUCACAGUCAAGAAGCCAGAUGUGAACUGGGGUUCGUCCACACAGGCGGUGACAUUUGUGAGUGCAGUUAGCAACGCGCUGUCUCUGACUGCUGUAGAGGAUCAUGUCAAGAACUUCAGGCCUCAGAUCUUAGCACUGACGGGUUCAGCACGGAGCAGACCAGCUCUCCUAGACCUGGCUCACUCCUUCUCUAAGAACUAUGGACUCUGUCUCACCUGUGAAGUCUUUGUGGGCCCGAGAUCGGAGGUUCUCCAAGACAUGAACUCCGGCAUGGAGAAGAACCAGCAAUGGCUUAAGAAGACUAAGCGCAAGGCAUUUUACGCUGCUGUGGCUUGUGAGGAGUUCAGGGACGGGACUGAGAGCCUGUUGCAGGCCUCUGGUCUCGGCCGUAUGAAGCCCAACACAUUAAUGAUGGGCUUCAAGAGAAACUGGAGGACAGCAGGCAGAGAGGCCGUGCAGACUUAUGUGGGAAUACUGCAUGAUGCGUUUGACUUUGAGUAUGGGACACUGAUUCUGAGGAUGAACCAGGGACUCGAUGUGUCGCACAUUGUCGAAGCAGAAGAGGACAUGCUAAAGGCAGCGAGGGAGCAACAGGAGCUGGACAAUGAAAUGAUGCCAAAUGGAGGGAAAUCAAGAGGAAUGUUUAGGAAGUCCAGGAAAUCCUCUACGCAAGUGCUCACGACCAGAGUGUCAGUGUGCGGCCCUCCACCCCCGCAGGUUGCCAAGAUGAAUGAGAAACUGUUGGAGGCCAGUGCUCAGUUCAAGACGAAACAGCCUAAAGGCACCAUUGAUGUGUGGUGGCUGUUUGAUGAUGGAGGUCUUACCCUGCUGCUCCCCUACAUCCUCACCACCAGGAAGAAGUGGAAAGACUGUAAAUUAAGGAUCUUCAUCGCCGGGCAGCCUGAACGCAGUGAGCUGGACAAACAGGAGAUGAAGCAUCUGUUGGAGAAAUUCAGAAUUAACUGCACUGACAUCAACGUCGUCGAUGACAUCCAUGUCAGACCCAGCUCUGACAGCUUGCAGGAGUUUGAGGACAUGAUUGAGCCUUUCCGUCUGCGUGAAGGGUCUAAAGACACUGCUGAGGCUGAGGCCAUUCAGAAAGAGCAGCCCUGGAAAAUCACUGACAAAGAACUGAACAACUUUGAGGAGAAGACCAACCUCCAGAUACGGCUGAACGAGGUGCUUCAGAAAAACUCCAAAUCAGCCAAUCUGAUCAUUGUGAGCAUGCCCAUCGCUCGAAAGGAAUCCAUCUCUGAUUUCCUCUACAUGGCCUGGCUGGACAUUCUGACAAAGGACCUUCCACCAACACUGCUCAUUAGAGGCAACCACAAGAGUGUGCUUACUUUCUACUCCUGAGCACCUUGCAGGCUGAACAGCAGAGUAUUAGGUAACCAAUUCCUAUUUGAACAUAAGAGUAGUAGAACAAUUAACUGUUUGACUUUCAAAAACAUAAUUACUAAGUAAUAAAUAGAAAAGUGUUCAGCUGGUGUACUUGACAAUGAACUCAGUUUCUAGUUACAGCUGGAGCCUUAUUUUACUAUUAAGCUGUUUUUAUUGCUUGGUCUGGUGUGAGCCGUUUCAUGAAGGUUUGUGGUAGGCUGUGCAAGCUACAGCAAGCUUGCCAACAAGCGAAUGUUUUCAGCGUGAUGCUACACUGUGAGGAAAGUUAAACGUCUAACUGUUCUGCCGAGGGACAAGACCAGUCUCAAUGAAGAGAAAGUAUUUCUGACACAGAGUUCAUAAAUGCCAGGGUCUAAAUGUGAAUUUAGGAACAGGGUCUAAGUCUAAGCUCUUUGGAUUUUUGGUUGGAGCAUAGCUAAAUCAUGUCUUCCUAACAUGGUCAGAUAAGUUGAGUACAAAGCUACUUCCAGUGGUUACACUGAGUGAAUGUGUUGCCUGUUGCUGUGAUUGUAAAAUAAAUGUAUAUGGUAGAUGUCUGAAUUCACUAGUGAAUAUUUUCUGAGCAAUAAUAAAAAAUAAAAAUAAAAACCUUUCAUAAAUGAUUAACAGCAUAAUAUUGGCAUCAUUACUAUCAGUUCUUUUAAACUGUGGUAAUAAUGGUUUAAUUUUUUUGUAAAAAAAUUCUUGAUAUUGACUGACUAUAAAAUAAACUGUUAUUAUUACGCUGUUUACCUGUUCCACAUUAUACUGUUUCAAUAUUUUUAAUGUUACUAUCACAGUACACUUUUUCUUUAAAGGAAAAUUUAGGGAAAGAAAAGAUUGUAAACCCAAUUCUUCUGUAUAUUUUAGCUUAUUGUCCU
Molecule: messenger RNA, 4035 nt
Organism: Seriola aureovittata
Lineage: Eukaryota; Metazoa; Chordata; Actinopteri; Carangiformes; Carangidae
Gene: slc12a1
Product: solute carrier family 12 member 1
Exons: 24
Coding region: 359-3130 (923 amino acids)
Biological process (GO): chloride ion homeostasis; potassium ion homeostasis; chloride transmembrane transport
Cellular component (GO): membrane
Molecular function (GO): sodium:potassium:chloride symporter activity
Source: RefSeq, a predicted model, not a curated record